Micropterus salmoides (largemouth bass) is the source of this 1542-nucleotide messenger RNA. RefSeq lists its product as uncharacterized. The transcript is spliced from 6 exons. Gene Ontology annotation, biological process: response to bacterium. Bases 125 to 1162 code for a protein of 345 amino acids. Lineage: Eukaryota; Metazoa; Chordata; Actinopteri; Centrarchiformes; Centrarchidae. The record is from RefSeq and is a predicted model, not a curated record.
AGGGCAAUGUACAUUGUUUGGGUUUCAGCCAAUCACUAGGACUUCUCCUUUGUAAACCUUGUGACAAAAUCUUCCACUUGUGUGGGAAGACAUCAGUUGUGCAACAGAAGGUCGCUUUACCACGAUGUACGGAAGAUUGACUGCUUUGAUUCUUACAUUGUACACAACUACAUUGUCUCAAACCAGAGAUGUUCCUGACCAGAUCCCGUUGAUUGUGGCUGAACUUGGUGAUACUUUGAAUCUGACAUGCCCACUAACUGGAGAUAUAAGCGGGUUGUUUUACUGGUAUAAGCUCAAGUCUGGAUACAUGGUCCAAACAGUUGCAGCAGGAACAUAUGACAAAUUAACACUUGAGGGACAAUUUGACAACUCAAGAUUUACAGUCACAAGAUGGGAUCUUCAAUAUUUUCUUAACAUCACAAAUGUAACCAAAGAAGACGAAGGAACAUACUUCUGUCAAUCAGGAGCGGCAUACCAAAUGCAAUUUAUUAAGGGCAUACUGCUGGCUGUAAAUGAUUGUAAAAAUCAGCAGAAAUCUGUCUACGUGAAACAAAGUCCGGAGACUGAGUUAAUUCAGCAGGGCAACACAAUUGCUCUCCAGUGUUCACUUCUCUCCAAGAACGAAGGAAACCCAGGUCAAUGUCCAACGGAACAAAGUGUGUACUGGUUCAGAGCUGGAUCAGGAAAAUCUUAUCCAAGUGUUCUUUACACUCAGAGUCACGUUGAUAAAGAUGUUACCAGGAGUUGUGACUACAGAUUGUCCAAAACUAUCCAGAACUCCUCUGAUGCUGGGACGUACUACUGUGCUGUGGUCACAUGUGGAGAGAUCCUGUUUGGUGAAGGAACUAAAGUGGAGACAAGACAAGAACUGUGCCCAUUCGUCAUUGUGCUUGUGAUAUUGCUGACCGGAUGUGUGAUUGUGGUUAUGACUGUAAUUAUCUCUAGAAAUCAAAAGCCAGUCUGUAAACAUUGCAAAGGAGAAGUAACUUUUUCCAAUCAUGCUGAAAAUGACAGAUCAGCUGAGAAUCAAGCAAGGAAUGUGGAUGGCGAAGCAGCGGCAAUGAACUACGUAGUGCUGGAUUUUCCCUCAAGACAAAAUCAAAGAUGGAUGAAUAAAAGGGACUUUCCACAGGACUGUAUGUACUCUGGCAUGGCAGACUAAAACAAGUGUUAGAAUCAGCUUAAUUGCCAUGUAGGUUUACACAUACAAGGUAUUUGCUUGGGUGUCUUGGUGCCUAAUAUGAACAUUAUCACAUGCCAUAAUGUUUAUUCAGCUUUGAUUACUGUUCAGGUGAAUGAAAUAAGAUUUUCCAGUGUUGUUAUUGUUAAUUAUCAGAGGGAUCAGUUUAGUAUAAAAACAGCAUUUAUGUUUUGUGACGUUGCCUGGUUGAACCAAGAAUAGAUAUUUAUCAUAAUUUUUAUUAUUCUUUUUGUUUUACCAUUAUUAUUUUAUUGAUUAUCAGAUUGAUCUUGAAUAAUCACUCAAAAACAUGUAUUGCCUUUAAACAUAUAAAGAAACAAAAAUAAAAUCCACAUUCUUUA